AGGAAAGAAGGAAGCUGAGUUAAUUAAUUAAUCUUUGCUCAAUUCUUUCUCUGUAUAUUUUUUCCACAUUCUCUUCGAUUUGUCUGCUCUAGAGAGAGAGAAUCAGCGUUUGCUUCGCUUGCUAGAGAGAGAGAAUGGAGAGAAGCACUCCGGUGAGAAAGCCACACACAUCAACCGCAGAUCUACUUACUUGGUCGGAGGUUCCGCCGCAGGAUUCUCCUUCCUCCGCUUCUCGCUCCGCCGUUCGUUCCCACCAGCCGUCUGAUGGGAUUAGCAAAGUGGUGUUUGGGGGUCAAGUGACCGAUGAAGAAGUUGAGAGCUUGAACAGAAGGAAACCUUGCUCAGAACAUAAAAUGAAGGAGAUCACUGGUAGCGGCAUCUUUUCUCGUAACCAAGAAGAUGAUGCAUCAGAGCCAUUACCGGUUUAUCAGCAAACACUUAGUGGUAUAAGCCAUAUAUCAUUUGGUGAAGAGGAUGAUCUUUCUCCCAAAAAGCCUGCUACUUUACCUGAAGUGGCCAAACAGCGAGAGCUCAGUGGGACUAUGGAGAACGAUUCUGCUUCUAAGCUGAAGAAGCAAUUGUCUGAUGCUAAAUACAAAGAGAUCAGUGGGCAGAACAUCUUUGCACCCCCUCCUGAGAUCAAACCUCGCUCUGGAACAAAUCGUGCUUUGGCUCUUAAGGACAAUUUCAACAUCGGAGCUGAAUCACAAUCUGCUGAAGAAGACUCAUCUGUGAAGACAGCAAAGAAGAUUUAUGACAAGAAAUUCGCAGAACUGUCAGGGAACAACAUAUUCAAGGGAGAUGCGGCCUCAUCCUCUGUCGAAAAGCAUCUGAGUCAAGCGAAGCUAAAGGAGAUAGGAGGAAACAACAUAUUUUCUGAUGGGAAGGUGGAGGCAAGAGACUAUCUAGGUGGUGUCCGUAAACCACCGGGUGGUGAGACAAGCAUCGCCCUUGUUUGAGACCCUCUUUUCCAGUAACAACUUAACUCUUUAAAAAAAGGUGUGUGUCCUUGUGGUGUCCCGUACACUUCAGCUCAAAGUGUGAUUUGUAUUUUGCAGUUACGGUGGUGUUAUUAAUAUUAUUAUUCAGUUGUGUUUUUAAGCCGCUAGGGUUUCUAAUGUAUCUUCCUGUAAUAGUUAUAACAAGUUCGGGGCUGUAAUCUGUUGGGAGAUUAUUAGCAUUGCUACGAAACAGUGGAUAUUUGCUUGGGUCA
Capsella rubella is the source of this 1213-nucleotide messenger RNA. RefSeq lists its product as uncharacterized. NCBI's taxonomy places the organism in Eukaryota, Viridiplantae, Streptophyta, Magnoliopsida, Brassicales, Brassicaceae. Bases 135 to 959 code for a protein of 274 amino acids. The record is from RefSeq and is a predicted model, not a curated record. The transcript is spliced from 5 exons.